Gordionus sp. m RMFG-2023 is the source of this 2730-nucleotide messenger RNA. Its product is annotated as venom phosphodiesterase-like. NCBI's taxonomy places the organism in Eukaryota, Metazoa, Nematomorpha, Gordioida, Chordodea, Parachordodidae. The coding region runs from base 106 to 2580 and encodes 824 amino acids. Gene Ontology annotation, molecular function: nucleic acid binding; hydrolase activity; metal ion binding. The transcript has 19 exons. The record is from RefSeq and is a predicted model, not a curated record. Gene Ontology annotation, cellular component: sarcoplasmic reticulum; I band; striated muscle dense body.
UUUUGUUUGUUUCUUUAUUUAUUUAAAAAAUAAAAUUUCAACGAUUUUUUAUAUUUUUUUUAAAAAUAUAUAUUAUAUUCAUAUUGUAAAAGAAACCUCAAUGUGAUGUUUCUCUACAACCUGUGCUUAUUUUCAAUUAUUGCCAUUGUCUCGAAAGCCUCACCCCCUGGACUCUCACCUGUUUGUCAGAAAAAAGGUUUUACGAAAGCGCCUUUGAUCUUAAUAAAUUUGGAUGGAUUUCAUCCCAUUUACCUCAAAAAGGCUGCUGCCAAAGAUUUAGCCUAUAUAGGUUCCAAGGGAGUCAUGAGUGAAUAUAUGAGACCAGUCUAUCCAACCAAGACCUUUCCAAAUCUUUAUACGAUAGUAACGGGAUUAUACCCGGAAAGCCAUGGAAUUGUCGAAAAUCAUUUUAAAGAUCCAUCGUCGGGCACCGAGUUUUAUCACAGUAAGAACGAAACGCAUAAUCGAAUUAAAUGGGGUGGAGAACCAAUAUGGAUAACCGCCAAAAAGAAUGGCAUCGAUUUUGCUGUUAAACACUGGCCUGGAUCGCAAAUAAAUUUUGAUGGUAUUGGGCCUAGUGAGUUUUCCAGACCUGGAAGGACAAAUUAUAAAAAUAACAUCGAGCAAAUAUUUAAAUGGUUAAAACUCCCAGAGGGUAAAAGACCCGGAUUUAUGAGUCUCUAUUUUAACGAGCCCGAUCAUUCUAUUCACAAAUUCGGACCGAAUUCAAACGAAGUUGAUACGGCUAUAAGCAAAGUUGGAACUAGUAUACGUUAUUUGUUCAAUACCUUAAGCAAAGCUAACCUGAUUGAAUGCGUUAAUAUUAUUAUAGUGUCAGAUCAUGGUGGAACUUCAAGUCCUUGCAGUGGAUUGGUGUAUCUUGAUAAAAUUGCCGAUCUUGGGCACGUGUCAUUUUUGGCCGGGCCCAGUGUGAUGAUCGAAAAAUUCAAAUCAAAAUAUACGCCGGAACAAUUGUUCGAAAAGGUAAGAUGCCCUAAAUCUCAAGCAAAAUCUUACGAUGUUUUUAAAAAAAAAGAUUUUCCAAGACGCCAUCAUUACAGUAAUAAUGAUCGGAUCGGUGAUUUAGUCAUCAAAAUGAAGGAAGGGCGUAAUAUGUUUAGAUACAGCAAUAGGCCACCUCCAUGCGAAGAAUUUAAAGGUAGCCACGGAUACGAUGAUGGUUUAAAAACCAUGCAAGGCUUAUUUAUGGCUUAUGGAGCACACUUUAAAAAGAAAUCCAAAAUAUUGCCGUUUCAAAGCAUCGAGCUAUAUAAUUUGAUGACAGCCUUACUUGGUAUCACUCCAGCCCCCAAUAACGGAACUUAUGGAUUAUUAGCAGACGCCUUAACCAUUCCUCACAAUCCUAUACCGCCCAAUUUGCAGCCCGUUAAAUACUACGGAUUACGAUCUGGCGUGAAGGAGGGCGAUGGAGAAAACAAUUACAAGGACGAGGGUUAUGAAACGGAUUCCGAUGAUUACAGUAAAAAGAUUAAAAGAUCUAUUUAUUAUAAGAAGAGGGCCACUGAAGAUGAUGAUGUUGGUAGCAAAUACCCAGCGGAGGAUGAUUAUUACGGAACCGCCGACACGAAAUUGAUCGACGUGGAAGCCGAUAAAAAGGCUGAAAAAGAACGGGAAAAGAAAAAACCAACUGAAGGCUUGAAAGAUGCGCUUGGAUCCGAAGACGAUGACAGUUUGUCUGGCGUUGCCGGAACUAUGGCUCCCAGUGGAUUUAAAACAGCUUUCAAAGGGGACAGUAAAUGUUGUCAGGCAUCGUACGGAGGCAAUACGAGGGCAGAUUCUUCCCCUCCCAGUAAUAUACAAUCGCUCAAGACCAAUGCCGCUUUUGAAAUUCCGAAAUCAAAUUUAGCCACGGUGUCCAUUUUACCCGAAAAUGAUUACAUCAUAGGGUACGAUCAAGAUAAUAACUACCCCUUAUUCGCCUCUUAUUUGCCCAAACAAAAAUACAAUAAACAGACAUCUGGAAAAUGCAUCAGCAUGGAUAAUAGAUUAUCUUCUGAUCUUCAGUCUUCGUCGUGCAGUCUUCAAUCAAACUUAAAGGAUAGAUCAAAUUCAAAUUUGAUUCCUCUGAAGCUUUAUAAUGGUGGCGACUCAUCGAAUAUCAUGAGUAAUGUAGUAUACGUGUAUGAAGAUUUUUACAACAAUAUUUGGAGUGGCGUUAUGAGCGCGAUGACCGAUGUUGCCAUCAAAAGAAACGCUAUCGUUAUAGUCGGGCCCAUUUUUGAUCACAACGGUGAUAGUUUGAGAGAUAAUAUAGCUAGCGUACCUAGUUAUGUCGAUGGAAAACGCAUAUUGAUCCCAUCACACUUUUUCGUCAUGACUCUAUAUUGUAAAGAUGGGUCAGUUGGUCAAUGCCAAGCCAGAAACGUAGUAAUUAAUAGCUUCGUAAUACCACAUACCAAAGAAACAGAAAAUUGUGAGACCGUUGAAUUGUAUAUAAAGAAAAACUACGCCAAAAUCAAAGACAUCGAGCUUUUGACCGGGCUUAACUUUUUCCUCAAAUACCCAGAAACUGAUCGAAUCAAAUUAAUAAAUCAUUUCUAUCUCAAUCUCGAAAAAUAAUUAGGAGAAAAUUUAAACUUAGAUUUUUAGAUUUCCCCAAAUUUCACAAAUUGUAAUAAUCGAACUAUAAUUCAUCAUAAAAAAAAUUAUUAUGUAAUAUCCAUAAAUAUUGGUUGAAAUAUUAGCAAAUAAAUUUAUUGUUAUGACUUA